Messenger RNA from Elephantulus edwardii (Cape elephant shrew), 987 nucleotides. It is a transcript of the gene SIRPB2, whose product is annotated as signal-regulatory protein beta 2. The coding region runs from base 1 to 987 and encodes 328 amino acids. The transcript is spliced from 5 exons. Gene Ontology annotation, cellular component: plasma membrane. NCBI's taxonomy places the organism in Eukaryota, Metazoa, Chordata, Mammalia, Macroscelidea, Macroscelididae. The record is from RefSeq and is a predicted model, not a curated record.
AUGCCCACCCCUCCCCUCCUGGCCCACUCACCUCUCCACUACCUGCUGAUGGCACUGCUCCUUGUCCUCUCAGAAGCUUCUGAGCAGAAGAAUGAGGAUGAGUGGCAGGUGCUACAGCCCGAGGGUCCCAUGCGUGUGGCAGAAGGUCAGACACUCCUGCUAAGGUGUACUGUGGUUGGCUCACAGAUCGAUGACAUGAUAAAAUGGAUCAAGGUGAGAAAUCUGGACCAGAAGGAAAUGUACAACUUCAAACAUGGCUUCUUCUCUCGGGUAACACCUAUGACCCAAAGGAUACUAGGACCACUUAAUUGGGAUUAUUCCAUCCAUAUCCAUAAUGUCACCAAGGAAGAUGCUGGAACCUACCAUUGUGUGAAGUUUGAUGGCUUGAGUGAGCCCUUGGAAAAGACACUUAAUGAAGGCACUUCAGUGCUUGUGAAUGGAGCAGAGGAUCCAGGGCCCGAUCUCUGGAUCAUCCAGCCUCAGGAGUCUGUGUCUGUGACCACUGGACAUACUGCCUUCCUGAACUGCACAGUACGAGGCAAUGGUCCCCUGGGACCCAUAAGGUGGUUCCGGGGAACUGGUCUCAACCGGGAGGCCAUUUACAACUUUGAAGGUAUUUCUCACCCCAAUGUGUCAGCAGUCCACACCUCUGACAGUGACUUCAGCAUCGUCCUGGAAGGCGUUUCUACGCAGGAUGAGGGCACUUACUACUGUGUAAAGUUUCACAGGAGAUUCAACCGGCAAUAUCUGUCUGGUCAGGGCACCAGGCUGACAGUGAGAGCAAAUUCUACACAGGAGACCGAAUUCACCGACGGUCCUUCAGGGAGGGAAUCCUCAAAAGGCCUGCUGACUGCUGUCUUACUUGUGGUCCUGGGGUUGAAGGCAAUGAUCCUGGCUGCACUCCUGCUGGUCCUGACCAUCUGCCGAAGGAGACCUUGGAAAGAAGACAAGAUCCCAGGUUCAAAUAAAGCUAUGCAGGACUUAUGA